GAGUUUUCGAGUCCCACGUCGGGGGAAGUGAGAAGGAAGGGGGAUGGGGAUUUGAUGAUUAUUAGCAUUAGUAGUUGUUAGUAGUUACAAGUUUCACCGGCUCUUCUGGGUAGGUAGGGGGAGUGAUCGCGUGUCAGCUCUUCAAGGCCGGUCAGCGACCUGGAGCCCAGUGCCGGAGCUCUCCAUGUGACCACCGGCCUUGCUUCGUCUGCUUCUGUGUGCUGCAAUUUCAGGCACUUUGGUUUGAUUCUUCACAGGGGCUUCCCUUCCCUUCCCUUCCCUGCGGUGUUGUUUGACCGCAUCGCUUUCCACCCAUUUUUGUGAAAAACUGCCGUGUUGACCUCGUCCAUUGCGUGUUUUCACGGAAUUCGGCCUCUUGUUAAAGGAUUUGAAUGAAUGACACCGUUAAUUUACAAGCUUUGCGUUGGCGCUGUGAUGAGACUUGUAACAUGGUGAAGGGAAAGCUUCAUUUGAGAGAAGAAAAAAUAAAUGGGUUAGAAGAAAUUAACUGGAAGAGAGGUGUUCUAAAGACAGAGAUGAUCCAUGGCAAGAAGCAUAUGAAUACAUCUAGCAUGGCUAGAAGUAGAAGAGAUGGUUUAGGAUCUCCAGAAUCAGAAAAAAUAUUAUUGCAGAAGAAUGACAAAAAUACACAGAAUAUUGAAAUGUCUGAAACUAAGGCUGCUUAUCCAAAUGGCAAGGCUAAUAAGUUUGAUACUCAUGAGUUCAGCUGGGUUGAGGAUAUCCCUUGCUGUCCGGUGUUCCAUCCUACAAAGGAGGAGUUCGAAGAUCCAUUGGCUUAUAUAUCGUCUAUUGCACCUCAAGCGUCCAAAUUUGGUAUUUGCAAGAUAGUGUCUCCCUUGGUUGCCUCGGUACCUGGAGGGGUGGUUUUGAUGAAAGAAAAAACUGGCUUCAAGUUUACAACUCGAGUACAACCUUUGAGACUUUCAAACUGGGAUUAUGAGGAUAAAAUCACAUUCUCCAUGAGUGGAAGGAACUAUUCCUUUCGUGAAUAUGAGAGAAUGGCAAACAAGGCAUUUGCUCGCAAGUUUUCAACUGCUGCAAAUUUGCCUACCAAGUUUGUGGAAGAGGAGUUUUGGCGUGAAAUAACUUUGGGAAAGUCAUCAACUGUUGAAUAUGCAUGUGAUAUUGAAGGAAGUGCUUUCUCAGAAUCACCAAGUGACCCGCUAGGAACCAGCAAAUGGAAUUUAAAGGACCUGUCAAGAAAUCCAAAUUCCAUGUUGCGUCUUCUUGAAACUGCUAUUCCUGGUGUGACAGAUCCUAUGCUUUACAUUGGAAUGCUGUUCAGUAUGUUUGCAUGGCAUGUUGAAGAUCAUUAUUUGUACAGCCUGAAUUAUCACCAUUGUGGUGCACCUAAGACAUGGUAUGGUGUUCCUGGCAAUGCUGCUCAUGAUUUUGAAAGGGUAGUUAGGGAGCAUGUUUAUGAUCAAGAAAUGCUUUUAGACGAAGCAGAGGGUACGCUAUACGAUUUACUUGUAGGAAAGACAACAAUGUUUUCUCCCAAGACUUUAUCUGAAUAUGGAGUUCCUGUUUACAAGGCUGUUCAAUUGCCUGGCGAGUUUGUCAUCACUUUCCCUCGAGCAUAUCAUGCAGGAUUCAGUCAUGGAUUCAACUGUGGAGAAGCUGUGAACUUUUCCACGAUUGACUGGAUUCCAUUUGGGGCAGCAGCAUGCAAGCGUUAUGAGUUUCUUAACAAGGCAGAACUUUUGCCUCAUGAGGAGUUACUCUGUAAAGAAAUGAUGAUUCUCGCUGGGGAGAAAUCAAAUUCUCAUAAAGGAGCUCAUAGUUCAUUUUCUGUGGAUUUGGAAGUGCAGCUUCAUUUGAAGAUUGCAUUUGUUAAGCUCAUAAGUUUCCAACAUCAGGUGAUUUGGUUACUAAAAAGGCUAGGGGCACAGAUAAGUUUUUCACUGGGGCACACAAGUACCACUAGGUGCUUUAUCUGCAAGCAUUUUUGCUACGUGGCAUACCAUAUGUGCCAGUGUAAUAGCCAUCCAAUGUGUCUCAAUCAUGCAAGGGAGAUUAGAGAAUGUAACUGUGGCAGCAUGCGAACUGUCUUUAUAAGAGAGAAUUUUAUGGAGAUGGUUUCUGUUGCUCAGAGAUUGGAAAAGGAAGGAAUUCUUGGUAAAGCACCAUCAAACUUACCUGUAAAAGAUCAUACGGAACGAGAUGACACAGAUUUGAGAGAAAGUUUGCUUAAUUGUGAUGACUUUGUGGGAUAUGUUCCAUACUGCCAUAUAGAUUUGGAGGAACGCACUUGCCUAAAGAAAAACCUAACUGGUGAAAGUAGCAGCAGCUGUGAGCCACUAUUUCAGAGAAAACGACAUUUGGAAAGCACCAUCUCUUCAGGAAUAGAUGGUGAUGCAUGUACAUCCAAUAUUUCUCAUAUAAAGGAGCCAUCAAAUGUUUUAAAACAAGGCACUGUUGUGCGGUCUUUGAAGAAGUUGCAUGACAAUAUCUACAGUGAAUCAGAGCAUGGAAAAAAGUUGAUUCUCCCUAGCAGAGGGAGGAUCUGGGAUAAAUCCAGCUUGGUUAGGCACAGUCCUCUUACUGUGCAAAAGAAUUCUUUGGAGGAGCGAGCUCAGGGGUUUGCUAAUUCUACUACAAAUUUAGAUGGCAAUGAACACCAAAGGAAUGAUGAUUCUGAGUGUGAGGCAGACAGAGUAAAGUGUCGCCGUAUAUCAGCUCCAAAGAAAAAGAGUUUGGGAAAAACUAUUGCAAGAUUGAAUGGUUCGGAGCAACAAUUGAGUGAACAUGACGUAAAACGGGACAAUAAAAUUUGUGGCUUGCUUCAAAGUCCAGAUGGGAGAUAUUUGCUUCUGAUUUCUGAUAUACUAUCAGAAAUUAAAGUAGAAGCUUCACCUUUCAAGAUUCUCGGUAAGUGGAAAUCAAAGGCAAUAUCCAAAGGAUUGGAUCUGAAGGCACAUCGGGUUGAUAUUCAAUCGGUAUCUGGCUUUGAUAAGGUUGAUCCUAAUAAGCAAUGGGGACUAUCCCACAAGGGAUGCAUUCAGUUAAAAAAAGUCCUACAAGGACAAGAAGCUCAUUUAUUGGAGCAGUUGAUAGAGAAGACAUUUUGUAAACUCAUUCCUGCUACUAAAAUCACAGGCCAAGCCUUAAAGUCCACAAAACUAAAUGGCAUUUCAGGCAAGAAAAGAGAUUUUGAUACUAUGAACAUCAUUUCUAACACAGAGGACAGUAAAAUGUUAGACGGUAAGGAUACCACUAAUGUGUCAAAAGUGUCAGAAGUAUCCACAAAGAAGUCUGCUCAACUCAAGAUGAAAAAUCCUGCUAUUGAUCAAUCUUCCACCAGAAAGUGUGAAGAACUUCCAGACAAGGAAGUGAAGGAUGCUUACCAGAGUAACGUUGACAAGUUUUCAUCAUCUGCCACCAACCAGGAAAAGAUUAGAUCAGUUCGCAGGAGAAUUAUCAAGGAAUCAAUGCAAGCACAUGGAAAGAAUGAAAAGAAGUUAGAGGAAAAAGAGCAGCUGAAUUUGGUAGUUGAAAAUAUGAAAUCCCAAAUGAAAGAACAGAGGAUUUCAAAAAUGCUGACUAUUUUAACAGAUGAAAGUCUCCAGGAGAUUCCAUUCUCUACCAAUAUGGUUUUCAAGUCAGACAUAGACACUGGUUUAAAAGUAAGAAAUAGAAAGAACUCCUUAACUGACAAUAAGGGGAAUGACAUGGAGGAAAAAAGCUCUGGAAGCCUAUCUGUGCAAGGAAUAGAAUGCACAAAUCAAUUUAUCUUGGACAAAUAUAAGCAGCCUGAGCAGGAUAAGUCAUCUAAUAAGGACAUAAAAAUCAGGAAGGAAAUGACAACAAAAAAUUGUAGAAGUCCAAAUUCAAGAGAAUUGAAUGGUGAACUAUUGGAUGUAGACGAGGUAAAUUUUGAAAAUAAAAAAGAUAACAAAAGGGUUAAGAGGCCUAUUCCAGAGCACUCAAAAAGUGAUACUGGUACAGUAUUUGAAAGAACAGCGUCUCCUUACAUCAGUCGUCUGAAAAUCAAAGGUCCAUCUCUGCCAGAUAUUUCUGAAGCUAUUUCUUCUGUAGACAACAAAGUUCACCAAGAUUUGACCGACUUCAGCAUAAUUCCAGCUGUAAGUUCUUUCGCCGAAGGAUGUGAUAGCCAGGUGGUGAUACCAAAGAACAACAAUGAAGAGGAACACAAUCAUCCUCAGAAAGCAGGGAAUAAUGUAAAGAUAUACAUGCAUGAACGAGUUGAUAUCAAUAUGGAGAGAGAGAAACAGACUCCAAGAAGUUUAGUUAAUACUGAUAUGUAUCCAAGUGGUUUUAACUCAGAUCCAGGCUCUACAAAAUCAACAUUUUCAAAUUGGGACCAUGAGGAUAAAAAUAAGGCACAAUUAAAAGAAAAUCAUUGGGCAAGAUCACCUCUGCAAAAGCCAAGAGUUACAAAACAUAAUGGCUCCGCUAACGCCAAUGCAUCAAACUAUGGUUCUGAACUAGGCAGCCCUAUUGGGAUUGGGGUUCAAAAAUUCCGAAAGCUUUCAAACCAUUAUACUGGUGGGAUGAAGAUUGGUUGCCAUAUUAAUAAUUCAGAUGCCUCAAGUGGGUCUUCAGUUAUGUUACCUCAACAUGGGUUCUCUGCAAAUUCUGGGUGUGGUGGGCCUCAAGUUAACAAACAAGAGUGCUCAGGCAAAAUAAAGGGAUCUAGAUUUAGUGACAUGCAUAGCUCAGCUGUCAAACAUCAAAAAUUUCCAAGAUAUAUGGAUGGUAAAAAACAUGAUAACUGGAAGCUGACACAAGAAACUAAGUAUUCAAAUUCACAAGCAAGAUCACUGUCUCGAAAUCCAUUUGAUAAUGCUUCAGCUUCAAGAAAAUGGCCAAGCGGUUGGAGAGAGUUGGAGUGGAAGGAUCAGCUUCUCCAGGUGCAAGAUACGAAUUUAGUUCAGUCAGGUUAUGAAUAUGACAGUUCGAACUUGCAAAAACAUUUUCACAGGACCGAGUUGGAGCAGGGAAUUUCUUCUCAAUUAGAAGGGCCCUACAAAGAGGAAACUGCAGAGGUGCAAGUAAGAUCAUUCAGAAACAAUUGGGGGGAUGUGGCUUCCAGUUCACUUAAGGAGUGCCAAAGCUUAGAGCCAUCAAUAGAUGGAAACUAUUUUUCUGGAAGACAAGUUGAAGAUGCAACUCCAGAUGCUCCUUUUACAUUUAGACGUAAGGUCUAUGAUAGAUCUGGAUCAUUUAAGAGGGGUUUAGAGGGGCAUCAACCAAUUACACUAGCAAGCUCUAGUUUUCUCAGCUCAACAGAACAGACAACAGAUGGUAAUUCAAAAGGCAUCAGAGAAAAUUUUGUGUUAGACUUUGACAACAAAAGCAUCUCCUACCCAUAUUCUCCACGUUCUUCUGGUCUAGAUUAUCCAAAGGAAACAAAGGCACUAAAAGCAAUUGCAGCUAAUGAUAACUCUUUCCCAGUACAACCUGAUUCAAUAUACUUUGGUCCUCAAAGAGAGGAUUAUCGAACAUCUCUCAGCACAAAUGAACAGGAGAUGAACCACAAUAAUUGGACUGAGUUGUCCCUGUGUCAGAUGAGUCCUGUCAGUCCUCAUGUUGGUUCCUUUUUUACCGAGAGCAAAAACAUAUCAACUGUAAACAGGGAUGAUUGGUCAAGUCAUCGGAACUGCAUUUUAAAUAACAGCAAGGAUAAUGGAAUGCAUAAUUCUGGGGUAGUCAAGAAUAUUCAUCCAGAUCCACAUCAGAUAUGUUCCACUUCAGAGUAUUCUGCAUUGCAAUUUGAUAAUGGUGCCGAUCGAGAGAUUAUCGGAGAGAGUUCUAGACUAAUUGAUUGUACAAAAGAAUCCCAAGCUCAAACAGACUAUAGCCAGGCCAACGUCUUAUGGUCAGAUGCGAGACCAUCCACAUUAGAGGAAGAAAGUGAUUUUGCAAUUGAUCUGCAGCCUUCUAACAAGAGCUUGCAUUACCAGGAUGCAUUGUCAGCAAAAGUGGACUCAGCAGAAAAUGGUUACUGGCCAUCUUUUGUUAGCACCUCAAAGAAGCAUGGAGAACAGUUAACACAUCAGCAGCUUCUAAUUGAAAAGUGGGGUAGAGCUUGAUCCAAAUCUGAUGCCUUGCUAGGUUAUUACAUACUGACAGAAGUCUUUAUGUAUCGGCAACCUAAUUCUACAUGACAGCAACAUUGAUUUUUUUCCAUUCAUUGCAACGACUACCAGCUUGAAAGGGUCAAGAGAAGUAGCCUUUUCGAUUGCUUCUUGGCAGUUAAUUUUGCUAUUCAAGUCAGUUAAAUUGUGGACUGACACUAGAACUCAUCAUCUUCCAGAAUGCCAUGGCGAAGACAAGAAGGGUUUCAUCACCUCAUAUCAUCCUCUGUUGGAAUGAUGUGGGAGAAGUCAGUGGAUUAUCAGAAAAUGGGACCUGAUGUCGUGGCAUUAUGAACGAUUUACAAAUGAAAAAUUUGUCCAAGGAUAAUUUUUCAAUUGCCCAAUGAGAGAGAUCCGAGAAUGGCUACAAGACCUGCUGACCAUGCUGUACAAUACAUUAAUUGAUUCUUUCAUUUUUGUUAUAAGCUUGAUGACUACAAUGCUCUUAUUUUGUUUAUAAGCAUUGAAUUCAAGGUUAUCAGGCUUAAAAAAUAUUCUUCUAUCAGAAGGUGCUACGUGCUACGGCACUUGGGUGUGAAACUGGGAAUAAUAAAGAUUACCCUGAUAGAGAUGACUUUUGCUUGCCAGCUUCCCAUUUUUGCUGGCAUAAAAGAUGAACGCGUAGUGAAGCAAAAUUCACAUUUAUAUUAGUGUCCUUUAUCUUUUUUAUUUCUCAA
Messenger RNA from Cryptomeria japonica (Japanese cedar), 6799 nucleotides. RefSeq lists its product as uncharacterized. NCBI's taxonomy places the organism in Eukaryota, Viridiplantae, Streptophyta, Pinopsida, Cupressales, Cupressaceae. The record is from RefSeq and is a predicted model, not a curated record. Gene Ontology annotation, cellular component: nucleus. The transcript is spliced from 13 exons. Gene Ontology annotation, molecular function: histone demethylase activity. Gene Ontology annotation, biological process: chromatin remodeling. The coding region runs from base 393 to 6077 and encodes 1894 amino acids.